This is a messenger RNA of Drosophila arizonae, 1421 nucleotides long. RefSeq names its product nervana 1 (gene nrv1). Gene Ontology annotation, molecular function: ATPase activator activity. Lineage: Eukaryota; Metazoa; Arthropoda; Insecta; Diptera; Drosophilidae. The record is from RefSeq and is a predicted model, not a curated record. Gene Ontology annotation, cellular component: sodium:potassium-exchanging ATPase complex. Gene Ontology annotation, biological process: potassium ion import across plasma membrane; intracellular sodium ion homeostasis; sodium ion export across plasma membrane.
UUGGUGAUCUUUCGCCGAGAGCGCAACACGCAGCACGCAACGAAUCGAGUGGCAAACAGUUAGCUGUAUUUUAUUUGUGUGUAUGUGUGUGUCUGUGUGCGCGCGUUAACAUUACAUUGAAUUAUCAUUACAGCAAAUAUUGGAAUAACAAAUUACCUAAAACAAAAAAAUUAGCAAAAUUAUAAAAUUAACAUUACGUGCUGAUUCCUGAAGCGAAUAAUCAGAAAGCAUACGUAUAUAGGUACCUAAAGUGUGUUGUUUAAGCAUUACGGCAAAAAUAUUUGUAUUCAAAUUCUUACGUACCCCGUCCACCAUCCACGUGAGCAACAAAUAGCAAGCGCAAUCAAAAUACGUGAAUAAGUACAUAUUUAUAUUUAUAUAUAUACAUUUAUAAAUAAAAUUCACAGCGUACACUCACGAUUUGUAAUAAUUAUUCGAAUUCGUAAAACAAAAACACACGAAAAGUAAAAUAAGGAAAAAAGCGCCAAGCAAUGUCGAAAAACAACGGUAAAAAUGAAAUAUACGAAAAUCAAUUCCCGCAACCGGCUAAGAAGCAAACCAUCUCGGAGAUGAUCUACGAUCCAAGCAAUGGCGCUAUUUUUGGUCGCACCAGCAAAAGUUGGGGUCAACUUUUGUUGUUCUAUUCGAUAUUUUAUAUCGUCCUCGCCAUAUUGUUUACCAUAUGCAUGCAGGGCAUGUUGUCUACUGUGGACAACCACCAGCCCAAAUGGCAGCUGGACCAAUCCCUCAUUGGCACCAAUCCCGGCCUGGGCUUUCGACCACUGAGCGAACAGACCGAACGUGGCUCGGUGAUUGGAUUUGAUAUAAAGAAGCCGGCAGAGAGCGAUUAUUGGAUUGAAUUGAUAGAUGAUUUCUUAAAGGAUUAUAAUCACACUGAGGGUCGUCAGAUGAAACAUUGCGAUUUUAAGCAAACCCACAAUCCGAACGAUGUUUGUGUCGUGAAUAUUGAGAGCUUUGGACCGUGCUCAUCGGCGAAUAGCUAUGGCUAUAAGACGGCCGAACCCUGCAUCUUUCUGAAGCUAAACAAGAUUUUUGGAUGGAUGCCAGAAGUCUACGAAAGCCCCAUCAACGAGAUGCCCUCCAAUCUUGUAAAUGUCAUCAAUAAUACGGCUGCUGAGGAGCGUCAACAAAUCUGGGUCUCAUGCAAUGGACACUUGGGCAAGGAUAAGGAGAAUUUCCAGAAUAUCAGCUAUUAUCCCAGACAAGGCUUCCCCAUCUAUUACUAUCCCUACCUCAAUCAGCCUGGCUAUUUGAGCCCCAUUGUUGCUGUGCAAAUCAAGUCUCCGCCAUUGGGCACCAUGUUGGACGUGGAAUGUCGGGCAUGGGCUAAAAAUAUCAUCUAUAGCGGUAGCUUACGCGAUCGCAUGGGUUCGGUUACUUUCCAGCUGUUGAUUGACUAA